AUGCCUGCGGAGAGCCCCAUGGUGACCUGCAAGGUGUGCCCUCUCCUGGUCAUUCCAAUCAGAUCUGACUCUCUUGGACUGCAAGCCAAGCUGGAGGCAGAGGCACGGAAAAGAGAAAAAUCCAAGUGGGAGGAGCAGCAGAGGGAGCACGAGGAGGAGAUGAGAGCGCGGUUCCGGCGGAGCGAGUCUAUAGAGAUGGCAGCUGAGGCAGCAGUGCUUGUGUCUCAGCGCUCCAUGAACCCGAGAGAAUUCUUCAGACAGCUCUCCUCCUCUUCCAGGACCCCCACCAGCCCAGGCUCCCCACACUCAGGAAAGCCGUUCCGACGGUACCAGCGCAGUCUCACCGACACUGCCUUCAUAUUCAACAAAUCUGACUCCCCCACCUCUCCCCGCAGCCCCACCCCGGCCUCGCCCCUCUUCCGCCCCACCAGCCCUUUCCGAGCCCACCCUCUGCGCCACACCAGUUCCCCAUCUCCCUCCAGCCCUGGCAGGGCCAAUCCGACCUUCAGUCCCAUCCAUUCCUCACCCCAGGCCCUCUCUCCCCCCGAUAGCCAGCCCCCGACACUCCCCAACUCUCCCUCUGCUCUCCAGACCAGCCCUCACCGCUCUGAGGCCUCCCCUUCCUCUGCCCCCUCUCCUCCUACAGGGGGAAUUGUCUCUGUGCCCAGUGCUGCUGCACCAGUACAGGAUUCCCGCUCCAGACGGAAUGGAUCCGACAUCACAGAACUGGACACAACCUCAAAAGUGGCGACAGACUGCAGAGGGGAAGAAGAGUUCAAGAUUGAGAGGAUCUACAAAGUGGAGAUCGCCUCCAAAGAGCAGGCAGAGCGACCAGCUGAGGUGUACCCAGAGGCAAGGCCCUCGCAAGUGCACACACACCCAGUCCUCACUACAGAAACAGAGCUGGGAGUGGAGUCCCAACCGAAACCCGGGAGAGACGCUGGAGUGGAGAACGCUCCCUCGGAGGCAGCGGAACUCGAACCAGAGCUGCCGACGUCCUCUGAAACAGCAGCAGAAACGGAGACAUGCCUUGUAUUGGAGACACAAAGUGAGGCCAUUCCGAGAACGGAGAAUGGAUUCAAGUGGGGCUGUGAAGCUCCGGCAGCCUGUGAAGCAGCCUCCAUAGAGGCAGAAACAAAGGUAGGGGAGCCCUUCGCUCCAGCAGAAGAUGUGCUGAGGAGCGAGGAGAAGGAGACGCACCCAGCAGAGCAGUCAGAGCAGGAGGCUGUUGCUGCUGGCAUUGUGGGCACCGUCUCUCCACUGCAGCUCAGUUCAACAGAAGAAGAUGUGCUGUGGAGCGAGGAGAAGGAGAUGCACCCAGCAGAGCAGACAGAGCGGGAGGCUGUUGCUGCUGGCAUUGUGGGCACCGUCUCUCCACUGCAGCUCAGUUCAACAGAAGAAGAUGUGCUGUGGAGCGAGGAGAAGGAGAUGCACCCAGCAGAGCAGACAGAGCGGGAGGCUGUUGCUGCUGGCAUUGUGGGCACCGUCUCUCCACUGCAGCUCAGUUCAACAGAUAAAGAUGGCAUGAUAGAAACAGAGGAAGAAGAAGCACAGAAGGAGCUGACAAGUGAGAUGAGUCUGGUAGAGGAGGACGAUGGAGAGACAGAGGAGGAGGAGGGAGAGAGAGAGUCAUCUGUAGAACACAAUGGCACAGCAGAACUGAACCACCAGAUGGAAGAGCACAGUCCCCAAAAUGCACCAAAGCAGGUCUCUGUGUCAGCUCAUUGCAGAGCAGUGCAUGCUGGGAUUGAAGUUGACCACACAACCAAAGAGCAGGAAGAGAGGAGUGAGAGGGUGAAUGGAAAGGAACAUUCCAAGGAGCCAGAGAGAGAGAUGUCUGUGCGGGCACUGUAUCACUAUCAGGCUGAAGAUGACUCUGAGCUGUCAUUUGAACCUGGUGACAUCAUCAGUGCUGUGGAGAUGGUGGACCAGGGGUGGUGGCGUGGCUGCAGCGAAGACGGCCAGCAGGGUCUCUUUCCAUCCAGCUAUGUGGAAACCCUGUAGAAAAGGACAGGGGAUUGGGGGAGGGGGUCACAUUUCAAAGCUGCCCAGACAAAAAGGGCUUCUAUUGAGCCUGUACACUGCCCCCUUGUGGAACUUGUGGUUAUUGCAGGUGGUACACAGAACACAGCUCUUUCUGAAGCCCUGUGCUGGUUGUUAGUGGUUUCAGUGGCUUACCAAUGUGUGUAAUUCAAUGUUUUUUUUUUUAAAUCUGCUUUGCUUAUAAAGUCUUAAAGCUAUCAUACGAUCAUUAUCAAUUGGAUACUAUCUUCACCUGAAAGCAGACAUUGUUGACUGUUUUUUUUCUCAGCAUUCUCCUUAUAUAGUUGUAUUUGUGCAGGACACAGCCCUCUUUCCCACUUUAACCCUAGCUUGCCCCUAAGUCUCUCUCUGAUCACCAGACUUUCUGCUGCUGCUACUUGCAGAAGCAGGAGGUUAUUAGGAGUUCCCUCUGCAAGCACUGCUAUAGCUUUGGAACUCAAAGUGAAUUUAUACAGUGAAUUAUGUAAUUUUGUUUUCGUCUAUUAUGUGUUGGUACAGUUGAGAGGAAAAGUGAAUGCCAGCAUUCCUAGCAGUAGAAAAGCUAUUACAGUUAAUUACCCCUCACAUUCUAAGGAUGUGCUGUUGUUGCGUGCAAGCUUUUAAUUAAAAGUAAUAACAGCUUAUCUUUCAAGGCAUGUCAUUUUUGCGCCAGAGUGUAGUUUUAGUAGUAAACCUUGCUUUUAACAAUUUUAAGUAAACAGCAGACUAGAACUGUUUGAAUUCAAUGUUUUUGUUUUCGAUUUCUGCUUUUUCCAUUGCAGGUAUUAUAUGAUGGACCUGUCAUUACUUACUAAGUGCUCACAGAAAAUAUAAAAAAAGUGGGGAGUGCACCGGCUAGUGCUGAGGUUAUAUAUUGAACUUUUUUGAUUUUUUUUUUGUAUGCAUCCUCAAUUUAAGCACAUUUUUUAUCUUUUUAAGUUUGCUUUUAAUAUUAACUCUGUGUCUUUCACAGGUUUGCUGCAAAGCGUUAUUUGAUUUUUUAUUUUAAGUAUGUAUGUAUGUACUGCACUGAACUCAUUCCAAUUGCAUGAUCUAACUGUGUUUCUAUGUAUUCUGUGAUGAAUUAAGAGUUUGGAAAUGUAGGGUGGACUGCAAUGGAGACUGGGGUCCUCUGUUCUUCCAUUUAGCUGGCAACCCCCACCCCCUACAGGUACCCUUAACUCUGCCAGGGAGAAACCCUUGGAAAGAGUGGGAGUGUAAUCCAGUCUCCAGGCCCUGUCCUUGGCCUUUCUUUGAAACUGUCAGCCAAAGUGCCCAUGGGUUACCAGUUUGUGACAGUGGAUUUCUGAUGAGGACACCAGACCAGGAGCUUGUGUCGCAAUCUGAAUCUACCCCCAGGGGCUGAUUUGGGCCAGAUCGCACCAGAGGCAGUUUGCAAACGAUGAAUUGUAGGGGGAAGAAAAUGCUUCUCUGUUUCAUGAAUUAAAUGAAAAAGUUUACUUUAACAAUAUAUUUUAAGAUGCACCAUCUAGGAGGAAGAAAAAUACUAGCUUUUUUACACCCGAAUGGCAUACCCCCCAGAAAGUAGCGCUCUUAACAACAGCACUGUCGUGACUUCUGCUCCUCAGAUUAGUUGCUCCGCUGCUGGUAUUGUUCAAGCCUGAAGAUGAUGUUAAAAUAUGGCAGGCAAAGAUGAGCAUGCAGCUCCCAACACCAGCAGUAAGGCAUGAAACCCACAAGCAGAUGAGAACUUGAAGCAUAUAUGGAAGCUGCUAUAAAUCAAGGUCACGUUAGGUCUACAAACAAAUAAGCCAUCCCGCUUCCUUAAUCAGAAGAUCCCGUGCCCUUUUGUGUCUGGAAUUUAAAGGGUUAACAGCUACUGCUUAUAAAAACUAUAUGAACAUCAUUUAGAUAUUUUAUUUAACAUCAUGUUUUCAAAGAAACUACAAAAUGUUAUUGCAAAAGUCUACCGGAAGCCAUAAUAGUAGUACAGUAUUUCAUGUUACAUUUCAAAAUGUCACAUUUUAUAAUUUUUGUCCAUUUUUCAUUAAGUAUAUGGAAAACUACAAAGCGGUAUUCAGCAGGUUUCAUUCGAAUUUAUGAAGCAAAAUGAGUUAAUUCUAUUAGAUAACACUAUUGCUACUGUUGUUUAUAAAAAGAAUGUUCACUGUAAAUGUUUUUAUUAUUAAUGUAAUAUAUUCUUUCUCUUUGUUUUAUUCUGGUUUUCCUCGUUGUCACGUCUGUCCACGCAUGGUUGCUGUUGCUCUCUGAUCACAUCGACAACAGUAUUGUCUUAGGAAUUGCAUGUUUUUGUAAGAAACUGUACAACCAUUUCAUAGCUAUUGAACUUGCUUGCAAGGGGGCUUCUUUCUACAUGGAGCUAAUUGCAACGGAAAUAAAUAUAUUUUCAAGCUAA
Acipenser ruthenus (sterlet) is the source of this 4399-nucleotide messenger RNA. Its product is annotated as proteoglycan 4-like. Gene Ontology annotation, biological process: regulation of actin filament polymerization. The coding region runs from base 1 to 2004 and encodes 667 amino acids. Gene Ontology annotation, cellular component: cortical actin cytoskeleton; plasma membrane; actin filament. NCBI's taxonomy places the organism in Eukaryota, Metazoa, Chordata, Actinopteri, Acipenseriformes, Acipenseridae. The transcript has 10 exons. The record is from RefSeq and is a predicted model, not a curated record. Gene Ontology annotation, molecular function: actin filament binding.